This is a messenger RNA of Chrysochloris asiatica (Cape golden mole), 2106 nucleotides long. Its product is annotated as zinc finger protein 420-like. The transcript has 7 exons. Gene Ontology annotation, biological process: regulation of transcription by RNA polymerase II. The record is from RefSeq and is a predicted model, not a curated record. Gene Ontology annotation, cellular component: nucleus. Lineage: Eukaryota; Metazoa; Chordata; Mammalia; Afrosoricida; Chrysochloridae. The coding region runs from base 22 to 2106 and encodes 694 amino acids. Gene Ontology annotation, molecular function: RNA polymerase II transcription regulatory region sequence-specific DNA binding; DNA-binding transcription factor activity, RNA polymerase II-specific.
CUUUCCAGGGAAGAAGAGGAUAUGACCAGGUCUCUUGCAACAGUGACAUUUACAGAUGUGGCUGUGGACUUCAGCCAAGAGGAGUGGCAGCAAAUGAAACCUGCUCAGAGGAACUUGUACCGGGAAGUGAUGCUGGAGAAUUACAGCAACCUAGUCACCGUAGGCUGUCAAGUCACCAAACCAGACGUGAUUUUCAAGUUGGAGCAAGAAGCGGAGCCAUGGCUGGUAAAGGAAACAAUGUUUGGGAGGCACUGGUCAGGAGGGGGUGUCCUGACCGCCCGCCCUCGCUCGGUGGAGGGAGGUGGGCUGCGAGCCUGCACGGGGUGUGGUUUGCGGUCAGACGUCUCGCAGCUACUGCGCUCGCUGCACGCAGAAACCCCGGGCAAUCAUCCCGGGACGUGGAGUGUGCACUCGGCGUUCAAUGUCCGGCCACCUGUGGUUCAUUCCUUCCAAACGAGGCCUUCCGGACCUUUUGUUCUGAAGUUCAAAGAUGUGGCCAUUUACUUUUCUGAAAAGGAAUGGGAAUGCUUGAAACCCACUCAGAAGGAUUUGUACCGAGAUGUAAUGUUGAAGAAUUAUAACAAUCUGGUUUCACUAGGACUGUCUGAUUCUAAGCCAGAUGUGAUCUUCUUACUAGAACAGGGGAAAGAACCCUGGAGGGUGAAGAGAGAGGAGACAGAAGAAUGGUGUCCAGAUUGGGAGUCCAGAACGGAAACCGGACGUUUAUCUCUAAAGGAGGAAAGAUGUGAAAUUGAAUCAUUGCCUCAAGCAGUAACAGUAAGACCUACAAGCUCUAACCUUGAUGAUCCCAGGUUCAGAGAUAACAGAGACAGUACAUUUCCAUUUGAGAGACAACAAGAGGGACAGUGCAGACAAGCAUUAAUACUACUCGAUCGAUUACAUCAGAGAAGUCAUACUGGAAAGAGAUCCUGUGAAUUCAAAGGAAGUAAGAAAGCUUUCAGGGACCAGCUCUGCCCUAUUCGACAUAAAAAAAUUCAUAAUAAGGAAAAAGACUCUGAAUGUGGAGAUGAUGGGGGCACCUUUAAUAGGAGAUCGGACUUGAGUCAGCAUCAAAGCAUUUAUGAUAACAAAAGAAGUAAUGCAAAUAAGAAACGUGCCUUGACUUUUGAUUCUGAAAUGACUCAUCCUCAGAAAAUGAACACUGGUGAGAAGCCUCAUAAAUGUAAAGAAUGUGGAAAAGCCUUUAAUUCAAGUUCACAACUUAGUCAACAUCAAAGAAUUCAUAGUGGUGAGAAACCCUAUAAAUGUCAGGAGUGUGGAAAGGCCUUUGCAACUACCUCACAGCUUAAACUACACCAGAGAAUACAUACUGAUGAGAAGUACUAUGAAUGUAAAGAGUGUGGCAAAGCCUUUAGUCGUCCUUCCCACCUUACUCGACAUCAAAGAAUUCAUACUGGUGAGAAACCCCAUAAGUGUAAGGAAUGUGGGAAAGCUUUUCGUUAUGACACACAACUUAGUCUUCAUCAGAUAACUCAUACUGAUGAGAGACUCUUUGAAUGUAAGGAAUGUGGGAAGGCUUAUAGCUGUGCUUCACAACUUACGCUACAUCAAAGAAUUCAUACUGGUGAGAAACCCCAUAAAUGUAAUGAAUGUGGCAAUGCUUUUCUUUCUGUCUCUCACCUUAUUCGCCAUCAGAGUGUGCAUACUGGUGAGAAACCCUAUAAGUGUAAGGAAUGUGGAAAAUCCUUCCGUCGCGGCUCAGAACUGACUAGACAUCAGAGAGCUCACACUGGUGAGAAACCCUAUGAAUGCAGGGACUGUGAGAUGGCUUUUACUUGUAGCACAGAACUUAUUCGACAUCAAAAAAUUCAUACUAGUGAGAGACCCCAUAAAUGUAAGGAAUGUGGGAAGGCUUUUAUUCGAAGGUCAGAACUUACUUAUCAUGAGAGAAGUCAUAGUGGGGAAAAACCCUAUGAGUGUAAAGAAUGUGGGAGGUCCUUUGGUCGUGGCUCAGAACUUAAUCGACACCAGAAAAUUCAUACAGGUGAGAAGCCAUAUGAAUGUAAGCAGUGUGGGAAGGCUUUUAUUCGUGGGUCACACCUUAGUCAACAUCAAAGAAUUCAUACAGGACCGAGGGAUGAAUGA